Paralichthys olivaceus (Japanese flounder) is the source of this 1517-nucleotide messenger RNA. It is a transcript of the gene fgg, whose product is annotated as fibrinogen gamma chain. Gene Ontology annotation, cellular component: fibrinogen complex. Gene Ontology annotation, molecular function: signaling receptor binding. Lineage: Eukaryota; Metazoa; Chordata; Actinopteri; Pleuronectiformes; Paralichthyidae. The record is from RefSeq and is a predicted model, not a curated record. Gene Ontology annotation, biological process: protein polymerization; blood coagulation; platelet activation.
UUUGUCCCAGCUCAGUGAGUGGAAUGUUUGCAUAUGAACUUCUAAUCAAACACUGACCCGACGACCUUGUUUGAGAUAAAUAUCCCACUGAGUCGAACUGCUCCUCAUUCUCCGAGAGGACGAGACCACAACUGGUGGCUGGAGCAACAUGGUGCCAUCACUUCUCACAACAGCAGGAGCUCUUCUGUUACUCUUCUCCUUCUCUUCUGCACAACUCAGAGGAGACAGCUCCCCGACGUGCACCCUAAAUGACGGCUUUGGAAAAUACUGUCCCACCACAUGCGGCGUGGCUGACUACCUGCUGCGCUACAGGCCAGGGGUCGACAGGGAUUUGAGCAGUUUGCAAAGAGAGCUGGAAACCAUCACCAAUCUGACCCAGGGGGCCGAAGAACAAAUCACCCACAUGAAAGAUUCUACUGCUGCUGCUCAAAAGAGUUCCCCACAAGACACUUACUUAAAAAAGUCGUCGAGUAUGCUGGAUGAUGUGCUUCACUUUGAAAAGACCAUCAUCGCACAAGAACAACAAAUAUUUGAAAUUCAGAAUCUGAUCUCAUCUAACGAGAGGAGAAUGGUGGACCUGAAGCAGCUCUCCAUCCAGCUGCAGCAGAAAUGCUAUGAGCCUUGCACAGACACGGUUGAAAUCCAACCCACCACAGGAAAAGAUUGCCAGGACAUUGCAAACAGGGGUGGGACCACCAGCGGUCUUUACUUUGUGAAGCCCGAGAAAGCCACUGAGCAGUUCCUGGUCUAUUGCGAGAUUGACAGCUAUGGACGCGGCUUCACAGUCAUUCAGAGGAGACGUAACGGCAAAGUGGACUUCAAGAAGGACUGGAUCCAGUACAAGCAGGGCUUCGGUUACCUCUCCCCAGACGACACCACCGAGUUCUGGCUCGGCAACGAGAAGAUGCAUCUGCUGACCACCGCCAGCCCCGUCCCCACUGUGCUGAGGAUAGAGCUUGUUGACUGGGAGGGAAACAAAAAGUAUGCAGACUACAACAUGUUCAGAGUGGGGCCAGAGGUCGACAUGUAUCGUCUGACCUACGGUUACUACUUGGGCGGUGACGCCGGAGAUGCUUUCGAUGGCUUCGACUUUGGAGACGACCCCAGUGACAAGGUCUACACGUUACACAACGGCAUGCAGUUCAGCACCUUCGACAAGGACAACGACAAGUACGACGGCAACUGUGCUCAACAGGACGGCUCCGGGUGGUGGAUGAACAGAUGCCAUGCUGCACAUUUGAACGGCAAAUACUACGAGGGUGGCAGAUACUCAGAAAAGGAUGCAGGUGAAUUUGGCUUCGACAACGGCAUCAUUUGGGUCACAUGGCACAACCGCUGGUACUCCCUGAAAGAGACGACCAUGAAGAUCAUUCCCAUGAGCCGCCUGGCAGCAGGCGACGGACAGCAGGCAGGUGUGAAACAGUUUGGAGGACUUUAAUAAAUAAUUGUGUUCCAUACUCAGUAUAUUCAGCACAACAACCCUGAAAUCAUCCCAAAUAAAAUGUUUCCAUGGGAAA